Messenger RNA from Symbiodinium natans, 807 nucleotides. NCBI's taxonomy places the organism in Eukaryota, Dinophyceae, Suessiales, Symbiodiniaceae. The record is from the annotation of a GenBank genome assembly.
AUGUCGGAGUCGGAGGUGGGCAAGUUCAACCAACAGGUACUAACCUCGAUUGACGGCUGGUGCGACGAGCUCAUUGCGGGGCUCCGUGACCAUGGCUGGUGGGCCUCCACGAAACCCGUCCUCCCGAAGCCGCUCCUGCGCGCCAUGCGCCAGGAAGUGGAGGAUUUGUGGGAGAACGGCGACUUCAUACAGUCACAGUCCGUGCUGGGUGGAAACAUCUACUACGACAAGAAGCACGUGUUUGCCACGGAGAUCAAGAGCGAGAAGUACACAACUUCUCCACGUAUGUGGCAUUACACCGUCACCAUGACCAGGGAGUUGGUCCGACGGGUGAAUGCUGCUUUUCCAGAAAUGGACUUGAACGGCAAGUUCAUUGGAAACAAGCUGAACAUGAGUGUUGGGAACGGUGCCGCCUUUGAUGCACAUUUGGAUGUGGGUGUGGCUGAGAAGCCCUUCAACCGCAAGCUGUCGCUUCUCCUCUAUCUGAACGACUCUUGGAGGCCUGCCCUGGGAGGUGAGAUUGUGCUCCUUGGGGAGGGACAGACCGAGGCGGAAGCAGCAAAGUCACAACCAGGGGCUUUGGGGCUUCCGGUCACGCUGCCCCCAACAAGCGGAACGCUAGUUGCUUUCUGGUCUGACAAGAUCCUGCACAAAGUCAAGGCAUCAGAGGUGCUGAAAGGCAUGAAGGACUACCGCGUGUCUUAUGUCAUCUGGUUGGUCGGGGAAGACCAUGAGGAGCAGGUUGCGCCUUCCAGUGCAGCUGAGGAUGCGAGCAAAGCAGAGACCGCGCCGUCCUGGGCCUUCUGA